AUGGCAUCCUCCUUCUCACUGUCGGCAUGCUCACUGGAGGUGUCGCCUUUGUCGCCGUUCAACUGGCCUUUGCCUACGGUUUCCUCCAACCGCUAUGAGGAAGCCAACAACAACCGGGAGACAGCUCUCUUCGCCAAGCUAGGAUACGAUGAAGAGAAGGAGGUGGCCAUAGAUGAGGAAAAGAAGGACCCUGAGCUCGUGGAGGUGGACGGUGACGAGAUUGAGGAGGUGACCAAGACCAACGAUGAGCACAAAGAAGAGGAGGAGGAGGUGGUGGCCAAGACCGACUAUGAGAAUUCGAAGGAGGUUGUCAGCCACCUGAGAGGAGUGGCCAAGACCAACAACGAGCACAAAGAGGAGGAGGUGGUGGUGGUGGCCGAGACUGACUACGAGAAUCCUAAGGAGGUGACCGAGAUCGACGACAAGGACCCGGAGGAGCCCGAGGACGAUGACGAGGAGGAGGAAGUGGCUAAUGAGGACGACAAUGUCAACGACGAGGACAAUGAAGAUGAUGAAGGCAGUGAUGGGGAGGAGCAUCUGGAGGUAGAGUAUGGUGGCAGCAGCAGCGAUGGCGAGACCGAUCCCAACUACACAGGUUAUUCAUACUCGUCUAAUGAUGAUGACGCUGAUGACCUGCUGCCAUCAAAGCGUCUAAAGAUUGAGUAG
Molecule: messenger RNA, 666 nt
Organism: Phragmites australis (common reed)
Lineage: Eukaryota; Viridiplantae; Streptophyta; Magnoliopsida; Poales; Poaceae
Exons: 3
Coding region: 1-666 (221 amino acids)
Source: RefSeq, a predicted model, not a curated record